This is a messenger RNA of Gloeophyllum trabeum ATCC 11539, 330 nucleotides long. RefSeq lists its product as uncharacterized. The record is from RefSeq and is a predicted model, not a curated record. The transcript has a single exon. NCBI's taxonomy places the organism in Eukaryota, Fungi, Basidiomycota, Agaricomycetes, Gloeophyllales, Gloeophyllaceae. The coding region runs from base 1 to 330 and encodes 109 amino acids.
AUGGGCGAUCUGACGUUCGGGAAGGCCUUCGGCGUCUUGAAUGAUCUUGAGCUGGAGAACCCUGUAUUCCAGCAGCGCCAGCAAUACAACAGUUCGUCGGGGUCGUUGUGGGCAUCCCGUGGGUAUACAUACUCUUCGGAAAGCAGGCCUGUCGUCCGCGCGGGCGAGGCGCAAGGAGAGACGCAUUACACCCCACCACUGUGCUCACCGCUCCAACAGUCAAUGAGGAAACGCGCACAGAAGGAGGAAAGCCUGCCCGACAUCCAAGGCGCCGGGGCAUCGGGAUUGGUUUACGACGGAUGCGGCGCCGUUGAGGGCGGUACUUGGUAA